CUUGGAAGCAACCAAAAACGACGGCGUCACAAGCCGAAGCAUUUCUCACUUGUGUCUACCAUUCUCUACUCACAUUGUGCUCUUAUAUCCCCAUUGCUCCUCUUUCAUUGAUGGUUCUGCGAUCGAUUGUUUUUCUCUCGUCACAAUCGCUGUUUACUGUGGAUCCAUCUCGCGGCGCGUUGUGCGUUGCGUUGCGCUGCACGUCAACGCAUAAAGUUUGAUUUGAAAAGGAUAAUAAACAAACGCGCAUGCAAAGCACAUGUACACAUUGGAAGACGAACGAUAUAUAUAACCCGCUGUCGAAGAUCCGGCUUCCUCAGCUAACGGAUAGGAACGACGAGAGCUGUUGACGCGACUUGGUUGCCUGGGGAAUUAUUUGACAGCAGAACACGAUUGCUUCAACAUGACUUCUCCUAUUGAAGCCACACAGGCUUUGCAAACCUUGCAGGGCGAUACAAUUAUUGUUAAACAUCCUCGAGAGCGACUGAACCCCACGACACCUCAACCCCAAGAAGCAGGACCCCAAGAUCCAGCUGCGGUGACAUUACCUUCGACAGAGAUUCCAAAUUCGCCCAUCGAUCUAAACGAAUCCUUUAGAACCGAGAUCAACGAGGAUCGACCGGCCGUCACGGUUAUCCCAUCGUCACUUACACCGCCUCCCUCGACCCAGGUUUACAGCCAUGCCAGUCAAGCUGGUCCCGGUCCCUCCAAACGAAAGUUCUCUGGCUCCCAGCAGUCAUCGACACUCUUCUCCCCGCCAGCUACCGUACCUAAUAACAUACGCGAACGUCCUGUGAUAACGGAAUUCCUCCCUCCCGCUCCGCAUCAGGUCCUCGAGGCGUCCGCCGACGAGCUGCGCGUCAUGCUUCAGUCGGCUCUAGCAGAGCAACAAAAGCUCAAGAUGGAGACAGCUCAUCAUAAGUUACAGUAUAACUUAUUGUCUAUCCAGGCCGACGACGAUGCCAAGCGUGCUGCUGUGGAACACGAGAUGAUGCGUCGCGAGGUAGACGCGCUGCGAAAUGCAGAAUUCACCCGAAUGGCUAGAAAAGAAUUUGAUCAGCCGUCCGAGGCAUUACAAACAAAGUAUUUACAGAUGAAGGCGCGGUAUGAGGCCAUGCUACAAGAGAAUGAGAUCCUCCAACGCCGGGUCCAGACUGCUAAGAAGGUCAUCAAGCAAAGCGAGGAUGAAAGCAUUGCUCUUCAUGAGGAGCGAGAUAUGUUGCUGAGACGAAUACGCGAGAACAGAGAGCAUAUGCAGAUGCUCUGUAGACCUGGGGGUAUAUUUCACGCAGUCUUAACACCCAGACAGAAAGUCGCUGUCGUGACACAAGGGUACAGAAACUCUCAGCAACAGCAGACAUCUAGGUCACAAGGGGAGCAUGGUCUCUCGGCUUUGUUGCAGGCUAUGAGCCAGGAUAACAACAGCGCACCUUCGACACCGAUGCAUUCUCAUCGCCCUGCGCCACGCGUCGGAAAACACAACCGCAACUCGCAAUCCAUGUCGUCUCUGCCCACGACGCCUAUGAACCGGCCGGUGGGUACAAAUGUUGGGCUUCUUCCAUCGGUGGAUCUGGUACCUCACUCGGAGCCUCAUCGAUACUCCCAGAGACAGUUCAUUCCUACGACACCUGUGGCCAAGACUGACCGCCGCCGUAGGAGUCGAGAGAGCACUAUUUCAGCAGACGAUAAUGAGGAGCUAGCCAGGCAGGCGCUUGAGUCGGUUGCCGCAGCUCAGUCGUUUACAUCACAGUCACGAAACCAGAGCGACCAGGAUGGAGAGGUGUUUGAUAGCCAGGCUAGUCAAGCUGCUGCAGAGAUGCUGCGGCGAGAUCCGCGGCAGAGCUUUGAGGUAGCCGAAACCUUGAAGAACACACCAGGACCAAUGGAGAAAACAGUUCGCAUGCAGGAGAGACUACUUUCCCAUCGAAAUGGAGAUAGCGACAAGCGAAAAUUCAACGGCAACCAUUCAUCUACCGGGGAGAUACGGCUCGAUCAAGCAAGUCCAGCGAAGAAGUCGAAAGUGGUUGAACCAAUGGCAGAUGGGCAAGACAAGCUAGGACUGGGGAUUCAGUAUAGACAGGAUCUUACCCGACGCUCCGACAUUUCAAGCCACACUCGACAUUACCCGAAGUCUGAAGCCGGUGUCGAGGAUCCACUUUCGGCUCAUGGCAACGGGACGGGAGUGUUCCGGCUUUCGGCGGGGGUGGAGGGCCUUCAAGGCGUCCUCGCCAAAUCCCCUUCCGACACCGUAAUCCUCUCCGCCGUCCGCACUCCCAUCUGCCGCUCCUACAAGGGCCAGCUCAAAGACGCAUACCCCGAGGAACUCCUCGCCAGCGUCCUCAAAGCCACUCUCAAAGCACACCCCGAAGCCCCCGUCGACGAUGUAGCAGUCGGCGUGGUGCUCUCCGAGCUCGGCGGUUCCAAAGCGGCGCGCAUGGCUCUCAACCACGUCGGCUUCAAGAACACCACUAGCUUGUACACUGUGAACCGCGCGUGCUCUAGUUCGCUGCAGGCCAUCGCUGCUGUGUCGGCGCAGAUCCAGACGGGCAUGAUCGAUACGGGUAUCGCAGCUGGUAUGGAGAGCAUGACGAGAAAUUACGGAAGCAGAGCUAUCCCUGUGGAUGUGUGGCCGGAGCUGAAGACCUCACCUAAUCGUCAUGCGCAGGAUUGUAUUAUGCCUAUGGGUUUGACGUCUGAGAACGUUGCGGAACGAUAUGGUGUUUCGAGAGCGGACCAGGACGCUAUGGCUGUUGAGUCUCACCGUCGUGCUGCGCGUGCGAGAAAGGAGGGCCGUUUUGCGGAGGAGAUUGUACCCGUUGAGACAAGAUUCCAGGAGGUUGAUAAGCAAGGUAACAAGGUUGGCGAGGAGCAGCGCAUCACUGUUACUGCUGAUGAUGGUAUUCGUGAGGGCGUUUCCAUUGAGGCUUUGGCUAAGCUCAAGCCUGCUUUCAAGCCCGACGGUGCUUCAACAGCUGGAAACUCGAGUCAAGUCUCCGACGGUGCUGCCGCUACCCUCCUCAUGCGCCGAAGCACAGCUACCGCCCUCGGUCUCCAAGACCGCAUCAUCGGAAAAUUCGUCUCAGCCGUCACAGUCGGCUGCGAUCCCGAUGAGAUGGGUAUCGGCCCCGCCCUCGCUAUCCCCAAGCUCCUUGACCAGGUCGGUCUCAAGACGGAGGAUGUGUCACGGUGGGAGAUCAACGAGGCGUUCGCGAGCCAAGCGCUGCACUGUGUGAGGGAGUUGGGACUCGAGGAUGCGUGGGCGAAGGAGAAGGUCAACCCUGACGGAGGCGCUAUUGCGCUGGGACAUCCUCUUGGAGCUACUGGUGCGAGAAUGACGAGUACGCUUUUGCAUGGACUUAAGAGGGAUGGUGGUGAGGUUGGUGUUGUGAGUAUGUGUGUUGGUACGGGUAUGGGUAUGGCUGGGUUGUUUGUUCGGGAGUAG
Molecule: messenger RNA, 3442 nt
Organism: Fusarium oxysporum Fo47
Lineage: Eukaryota; Fungi; Ascomycota; Sordariomycetes; Hypocreales; Nectriaceae
Product: Thiolase, N-terminal domain-containing protein
Exons: 3
Coding region: 404-3442 (1012 amino acids)
Biological process (GO): phenylacetate catabolic process; fatty acid beta-oxidation
Cellular component (GO): peroxisome
Molecular function (GO): acetyl-CoA C-acyltransferase activity
Source: RefSeq, a predicted model, not a curated record